This is a messenger RNA of Thlaspi arvense, 4332 nucleotides long. NCBI's taxonomy places the organism in Eukaryota, Viridiplantae, Streptophyta, Magnoliopsida, Brassicales, Brassicaceae. The record is from the annotation of a GenBank genome assembly.
AUUAAUUUUAGAAUCUGAAUUAUACUUUUCUUUUUUUUGAUUAUUCACCAAAUAAUCACAUCACAAAACCUAACAGAGCCCAAACGCUACACUCACACACUGUUGCAAUAUCAAACAGCUAUGCUCAGCUCCGCCGCCACAGCCACCGCCACCGCCACCGCCACCGCCGUUAGUUCUCGCUCCGGUGAAAUUCUCUGCGGCUACUUUCGAAAGCAAACCGUCGCGCCGUUUCGUUUUACCCAGCCUGUCCGCUGUACGUCGCUGCGUCCAAGUUUCGUUGCGGUACGAGCCAUGGCGGAGUCUCAGACAGCUCCAAGGAAUCCGCCGCACUCUUCGGGCUCCUCUGACAAAAAGCAAGCUUUGAUAUCUUUAUCUGACAAGAGGGAUUUGGCUUCUCUUGGCAACGGUCUGCAAGAGUUGGGAUACACUAUUGUUUCUACGGGAGGAACUGCCUCUACUUUGGAGAAUGCUGGAGUCUCUGUGACCAAACUUGAUGGCCGUGUGAAGACUUUGCACCCAAACAUACACGGUGGCAUCCUCGCUAGAAGGGAUGUGGAGCAUCAUAUGGAAGCUCUUAAUGAGCAUGGGAUUGGUACAUUUGAUGUGGUGGUUGUCAAUUUGUAUCCGUUCUAUGACAAAGUUACUGCUCCUGGUGGGAUCAGUUUUGAGGAUGGGAUUGAGAACAUCGACAUUGGUGGUCCUGCUAUGAUUAGAGCAGCUGCUAAGAACCACAAAGACGUUCUCAUUGUUGUCGAUUCAGAGGAUUAUCAAGCUGUUUUGGAGUAUCUCAAAGGAGGACAGAGCGACCAACAAUUCCGUAGAAAACUUGCAUGGAAGGCAUUUCAGCAUGUUGCUGCAUAUGAUUCCGCGGUUUCAGAAUGGCUAUGGAAGCAGACUGAAGGAAAAGAGAAGUUCCCUCCCAGCUUUACAGUUCCCCUUUCACUGAAGAGUUCUCUUCGUUACGGUGAAAACCCUCAUCAAAAGGCUGCUUUUUAUGUCGAUAAGAGUCUUGCUGAAGUGAAUGCUGGUGGUAUUGCUACAGCGAUUCAGCACCAUGGAAAGGAAAUGUCAUACAACAACUACCUUGAUGCUGACGCUGCGUGGAACUGUGUGUCAGAAUUUGAACACCCAACAUGUGUAGUCGUGAAGCACACAAAUCCCUGUGGUGUGGCCUCUCGCGAUGAUGUUCUUGAGGCUUACAGGCUAGCUGUAAAAGCUGACCCUGUUAGUGCCUUUGGUGGUAUUGUAGCCUUCAACGUUGAAGUCGAUGAGGUUCUUGCAAGGGAGAUCCGAGAGUUUAGGAGCCCAACAGACGGGGAAACUAGAAUGUUUUAUGAGAUCGUGGUUGCUCCGAAGUACACUGAAAAAGGACUUGAAGUCCUCAAAGGGAAAUCGAAAACUCUGAGGAUCCUCGAGGCUAAAAAGAAUGACCAAGGGAAGCUAUCGCUGAGACAGGUUGGUGGCGGCUGGUUAGCUCAAGGCUCAGACGACAUCACUCCGGAAGACAUCAGUUUCAGUUCUAAAUCAGAUAAAACUCCGACUGAAAGCGAACUUGCAGAUGCUAAAUUUGCGUGGCUUUGCGUUAAGCAUGUCAAGAGCAAUGCCAUUGUGAUAGCAAAGAACAACUGUAUGCUUGGGAUGGGAAGUGGACAGCCAAACCGAGUGGAGAGUCUGAGAUUAGCUUUCAAGAAAGCUGGGGAGGAAGCCAAAGGAGCUGCCUUGGCCAGUGACGCCUUCUUCCCGUUUGCUUGGAAAGAUGCGGUGGAAGAGGCGUGCGAGAAGGGAAUAGGAGUGAUAGCAGAACCUGGAGGAAGUAUUAGAGACCAAGACGCCAUUGAUUGCUGCAACAAGUAUGGAGUCUCUCUGCUCUUCACCAACAGAGAGAAAGUCGACGACAGUGGAAAGAAAGAGAGAGAGAUGGCGACGGGGAAAGUGGUGGUGGAGAAAGUCGGAGGAAGAUCCACGGCUACGAGUUGCUUCUCUAAGUAUCCUCUCAAGUUCAUCCUUCCAAGCAAGGUAGCUCCUGUCGGAACUGACGUUGUCUGGAUUUACAGCAUCACCUACGGCGGCGGCAUUGUCUCUGGAGAUUCGAUUUCAUGUGAAUUCACCAUUGGUGAUGGAUGCACUGCAGUGCUUACAACACAGUCUUCUACUAAGGUAUACAAGGCAAUAGGAUCAAAGUGUUCAGAACAAACAUUGGAAGCGAGAAUCGGGAGUGAAGCUCUUUUGGUUGUGAUUCCAGAUCCUGUGACGUGCUUCUCCACUGCCCGGUACUAUCAGAAACAGAUCUUUAGAUUGGUUUCAGGCUCUAAUCUGGUCCUUGUGGAUUGGAUCACGAGCGGUCGUCACGCAAAUGGUGAAAAAUGGGAUUUCGAGUUUUAUAAGAGCAUCAACAAUAUCUACCUGGACGAUGAUCAACCUUUAUUCGUUGACACAGUGCUGCUAGAGAAGAGGAGCAACCAAAGCAUAGCCGAGCGGAUGCAAGACUAUCACGCCAUAGCAAUGGUCAUACUCUUCGGGCCAAAGCUGAGGGAAAUCCAGAAGCAAGUCCAAGAAAACGUGAAAAACAUGAUGUCGGAACAAUUACAGAUAUCUUAUGGUUCUCGGAGACGCAAUUCUGACUCAAGCUCUCGAAAUGGAGUCAUGAAACCAGAGUUCAUAGCUUCCUGCAGCACUUUUGGCCCUGAGGAAAAAGGAGUUGUGAUUCGAAUAGUUUCGGAUUCUACAGAGUCAGUCUACAACUUCUUGAGGCAACAGUUGGCUAAGCUUGAACCACUUCUUGAGCUAAUGCAAUCUCGCGCAUGGUCGCGGCUGAGAAGUUACUACAUAAGAGCAUCGGUUUUGCCCAUUUCAGAAAAUGACCGAUCAGAGCGACUACUUAAUCUCGUACGUUUGAUUUCUUCUUCCAAUGAUCACGGAAGCUCAAGACCCAGAAGGGAAGUAUAUACCUCCAAUUCGCAUGUGGCACGACCCGAAUGGCUCAUUGGGAAGCUUUGCAAAGAAGGUCGAAUCGCGGAAGCACGCAAGCUGUUCGACGGAUUGCCUCAUAGAGAUGUGAUCACAUGGACGGAUGUGAUCAAUGGGUAUAUCAAGUCAGGGAAUAUGAGAGAAGCUAGAGAACUUUUCGAUAGAGCGGAUUCUCGGAAAAACGUCGUGACUUGGACUGCCAUGGUUGGUUAUGCGCAUAACAAUAUGAUAGACGAAGCUGACCGACUCUUUCAAGUGAUGCCGGAAAGAGACUUUGCUUCAUGGAACACGAUGAUCACAGGGUUUAUACGGAACGGGGAAAUGAACAGGGCGUGUGGUUUAUUUGACCGGAUGCCUGAGAAGAACGUUAUUUCCUGGACCACGAUGAUUACGGGAUACGUACAGAACAAAGAAAACGAAGAUGCGCUGAAAGUUUUCUCAAAUAUGUUGAAGGAUGGUUGUGUAAAGCCUAACGUAGGAACCUAUGUGAGCAUUUUAAGCGCGUGUAGUGACUUGGCCGGGCUUGUGGAAGGGCAACAGGUUCACCAGCUGAUAUCUAAGUCAGUCCACCAAAAGGACGAGCUUGUGAUUUCGGCGCUUAUCAACAUGUACUCGAAAUCAGGUGAAUUGGUAUCUGCCAGGAAGAUUUUCGAUUCUGGGGUUGUAAGCCAGAGGGAUUUGAUAUCAUGGAACAGUAUGAUUGCGGUUUAUGCACACCACGGGCGUGGGAAAGAAGCUAUUGAGAUGUAUGAUCAGAUGCGGAAACACGGGUUCAAAGCUAGUGAGGUGACCUAUCUUAACUUGCUAUCCGCUUGCAGCCACGCCGGUUUGGUAGAGAGAGGAAUGGAGUUUUUCGAGGAGCUCGCGAGAGACGAGUCGCUUUCUCUGCGGGAAGAUCACUAUACGUGUCUCGUGGAUCUCUGUGGUCGGGCUGGUAGAUUAAAAGAUGUGUUAAAGUUCAUCAAACGUGUCGAGGCUAAGCCAUCAAGGUCCGUGUAUGGAGCGGUCUUAUCCGCUUGUAGUGUUCACGGCGAGGUGAGUAUUGCUAAGGAGGUAGUGAAGAAGGUUCUAGAAACAGGGUCGGAUGAUGCUGGGACUUAUGUAAUGAUGUCUAAUAUAUAUGCGGCGAGUGGAAAAAGAGAGGAAGCUGCAGAGAUGAGAAUGAAGAUGAAGGAGAGAGGGUUGAAGAAACAGCCAGGUUGCAGUUGGAUUGAGAUCGGGAAUCAGAAGCAUGCUUUUGUAGUUGGAGAUUUGUCUCAUCCUCGGUUUGAAGCACUUGAUUCUGUAGUGUCCGAUCUUAACAACAAAAUGAGGAAGAACAAGAACAUGGCUUCAGAACCGGAGGAAGAUGAGUUCUUGGCUAUU